This is a messenger RNA of Perognathus longimembris pacificus (Pacific pocket mouse), 981 nucleotides long. RefSeq names its product serine protease 42-like. NCBI's taxonomy places the organism in Eukaryota, Metazoa, Chordata, Mammalia, Rodentia, Heteromyidae. The transcript has 5 exons. The record is from RefSeq and is a predicted model, not a curated record. Gene Ontology annotation, molecular function: serine-type endopeptidase activity. The coding region runs from base 1 to 981 and encodes 326 amino acids. Gene Ontology annotation, biological process: proteolysis.
AUGGCCGCCUCGGUCGACGCUUCCCUAGGCCUCCUGGCCUGGCUGCUGCUCUUCCUACCGCCUCGACUUAGCGAGGUCUCCUCGGGGAGCGGUGACGAGGACACUUCAUCUACAGGGGCGCCUAGGUCCCCGGUGACCCCCCAGUUUGGGGAUGGUCACGCACUACCCGCUUUGCCCGCCUUUACCGCAGGAUGUGGCCAGACCCUUCUGAGGAUCGUGGGAGGAAUGGACGCCGAAGCGGGCAAGUGGCCCUGGCAGGUGAGCGUGAGAAUCAGACACGUGCACGUGUGUGGAGGUUCCCUCAUCACCGCCCAGUGGGUGCUGACUGCAGCCCACUGUAUUUUCAGCCGGUUCGAAUACACUGUCAAGUUGGGAGAUCGGAGUAUUUAUCAAACAAGAUCAAGCCUGGUGAUUCCCAUUCGCAAUAUCAUUAUCCAUCCUCAGUACUCCACUACCUCAAGUGUUAUAAACGACCUGGCCCUUCUCCAUCUCCUCUACCCCGUGAACUUUUCCGCCACCAUCUACCCUAUCUGUGUCCCUGAACAAGCUUUCAGGGUGUCAGCUGGGACUAAGUGCUGGGUGACUGGAUGGGGCAGGACAAAAGAAGGUGGACCUCCAUCAGAAAUUCUCCAGGAGGUGGACCAAGAGCUGAUGCAUUAUGAGGAAUGUAACCAGCGGAUGCAGAGGGCCUUGUCAUCUGCUAGAACUCUUGUCAGGAAAGGGAUGCUCUGUGGCUAUUUCGACAGUAAGAAGGAUUCUUGUCAGGGAGACUCCGGGGGCCCCAUGUCCUGUGAGCUGAACAGCACGUGGGUGCAGGUGGGGAUCGUGAGCUGGGGCAUCGGCUGCGCGCGCAAGGGCCACCCGGGGGUGUACACCGACCUCGGCUUCUACAGCAGCUGGGUCAGAGCAGUGCUGAACCACGCCGCCCGUCUGCAGCCCGCGCUGCUCCUCCUCUCGUUCCCGCGUCUGCUGGCUUUGUGA